UUUUUGCUCUCCAUUUGCCAGCUGCUGGAGUCAUAAACACACUGCACUGAAAACAAACUUAUUUCAUAUUUAUAGCUAAGCAAGAUUUCGAUAAUUAAACAAAAUAACGUUCACGAUAAGUGUAUAAUAAAUAUUAUGUACAAUUAACAAUUUCAAAAUGUGCGGAAGUAUUAUGUAGAUUCGGCAUUAUUAUAAAUAUUCUAAAUAGAAAUGUCGAUUCAUUUUCCUCAUGAGAACGGUGUUUUAACGGCAUUCGUUCUCCUACAACGUGACCCUUCCAUCGACCUCCUCCUCACCUCGUUGCAAUGUUUCCUCUGUCGAAAGUUCCCCGUGGUCUCGAAAGGUCAACCCCGUCGCCGCUACGAGGAGCAGACCACCCUCUUCAAACAACUCUUUAUGACGCCUCACUUCCGGAGAAGCGUCUCCCCUCCGACGUACAACUGCUUUGCCAACCAGGUCGACAGUUGUGGGGGGUGUUUGCCCAUAAUUAAAGAAGUGUACGCCCUGCAUCACGAAAUUGUCGCGAUGCAGACAGAGCUGGACGGAUUGUUGGAUAAGGCGAGGUCAGCGAUGAGCCGAACAAUACAGCCUAAGCGAAAAUUAGUGGUGGAAAGGAAAAGGAGAAAAAUAGAUAACGACACAGAUUUGGAGGGGCUAGUAAAUUUUGAUGUUAAAGAGGAAGAGCUAGACGACAGUUUUGAAGAGAUAAUUGUCCCAGAUUUUGAAGAGGAACCUCAAUAUGAAGAGCGACCAAUUCUUAUACCAAGAAAAAGUAAGGCGAAAGCUGCCAAAAUGUGGCGACAAGUUGGGGGGAGCAAAGAAAGCGACGAAAAUCUGGAAGAUGAUGCUAAUGACGAUCCAAAUUUUGACCAAGUUGGUGACGAUGCUGGUGACGGGAAAAACGUAUUUUCGUGUGCUAAAUGUGGCAAAACCCUCUCCAACAAAUCCAGUUUGAUCCGACAUGAAAUCGUAAAUUGUCAAGUUCCAUACGACGCGGAUAAACUGAAGCGAUACAAUAUAAAGUUAUACCCAUGCAACCUCUGUGAUAAAAAGUAUACCUGUCAGCGUGACCUCAAUCGUCACUUCGCAAUUCAUACAAAACAGAAACCACUCCUCACAUCCGGUAACAUGUCAAUUCCUCAAGAAAGUAAUCCUGUCAUCAAAAUGGUCAAACGUAAGACGAACAAGAAAUUGCUGCCUUGUACAAAAUGUGGAAAAAAUCUGUUGACGAGUAAAAGUAGUCAAGAAUGCAGAGAUUGUAUUUAUGCCAUGGUUCGUAAAAUAUCCAUCCCAGUGGACGGAAACAGCAAUGAAGAGGACGCCACAGAUCCAGAAUUUAGCUCCAAAACUAUCCCCCCAACCGAAUACUCCUGUCUAAAAUGCGGCAAACACCUGAAAAGCCUUCGCCAAAAGAUAUCUCAUGAAGUCACCGUGUGUAAAAUUACCUACGACGACGACGAAUUGGCUAGAUUGAACAUCAAAUUUCACCAAUGUCUCCACUGCCCUAGGAAAUUCAUGCACUACAAGGAUUUGACAAAACACGGCGUAAAACACAGCAAAGUCAAUUCAUUCGUUUGCGACAAGUGUGGAAAAGCGUUCCGAUAUUCGGUCAGUUUAUCAGCGCAUCAAAAAAUUCACUGCACUGAGGUCCACAUUGAUCCCGAAGAGAGACAGAAGUUUCAUCAGAAAAAGGUCGCGAGUGGGGUGCGACAUGCCGUAAAAUGCCCCCAAUGUCCCCACCGGUUUGUGCAAAGGGCCAAAUUGUUGAGACAUUUGGCGUCAUCCGUCCACGAGAUGCGUUUCCGGCCCGAUGGAGAAGAUAGUGUUGUGUGCAGCGCUUGUGGAAAAUGUGUUUCGUCCGAGAUUUUUGCUAUCAAGCAGCAUAUUGUGAGCAUACAUGAGAAAGAAGACCGAGAAGAAAGUGGAGAUGAUGAUGACGAAAGGUUUGAAGGUUUUGACGGUCCGUCUGAAAAUGACAAGUUGACAGAGUUAUCUAUUAUUCCUUCAGAGCGUGACGCUUAGUUCGGCAGGGUCGACAAUGUUAGAAAAGGGAUUUGUAUGUAAUUGGUAAAUAUGUAUUUAAACAUUCCAAAUUUAACGCGUAUGAAAAAUAAAUACCAAAAUUUUAAUAAUUUAAAUUGAG
This is a messenger RNA of Folsomia candida, 2143 nucleotides long. Its product is annotated as zinc finger protein 41. The transcript is spliced from 6 exons. Gene Ontology annotation, biological process: negative regulation of transcription by RNA polymerase II; regulation of cytokine production; regulation of immune system process. Lineage: Eukaryota; Metazoa; Arthropoda; Collembola; Entomobryomorpha; Isotomidae. The record is from RefSeq and is a predicted model, not a curated record. Bases 211 to 2022 code for a protein of 603 amino acids.